Molecule: messenger RNA, 2232 nt
Organism: Hydractinia symbiolongicarpus
Lineage: Eukaryota; Metazoa; Cnidaria; Hydrozoa; Anthoathecata; Hydractiniidae
Exons: 1
Coding region: 1-2232 (743 amino acids)
Molecular function (GO): protein binding
Source: RefSeq, a predicted model, not a curated record
AUGCGUACUGUAUGUACAAGUGCUGAUCUCUCUAUGUAUAUAUUUAUCUUUUCAGUGAAAAAUAUGAAAGUGUAUUUUCAUUUCCAAUUGGGCGCCUCUUAUGAUCAUGGCACAAUUUCGGCUGUGUUGGAAGCAAGUCAAACAAAUGACAAACUGGACAUCAAGUCGUGUUUAAAACAGAUCAGCAGGCAGUUGUUCGACAAUAUGAAGAUUGAUGUUAAUCCAAUCGACAUGGAAGUAACCACAAGCAAGAAGAAAGCUCUAGAAAUGGAAACAAACUUGGACACUCUGGAGGAUGGAGCUGAUCUUCUGGUGAUAGUACAUGACGACGCGAAUAAAAGUAAGGUUGUGUACGAGAAAACCAUUAUAACAAAAGAGAAAAAAAACGAGGAAGGAAUGGAAUCAAAUGAAGUUAAGACUGUUGAAACCAGUCCUGAAAUCGAGGCAUUUAUGAAAAACGCUAAGGGUUAUUUGAGUCGCAAACACCACGAUCUUGCCUUAGCGGAGUACAAGAAGGUUCUUGAGGUUCAGCCGAAUCAUUUUGAUGCUUUGUUUGGUCUUGCUUAUCUGUACUUUAAAGCAAACCGAUACGAAUCAAGUUUGCCGUACUUUGAAAAAGUAGUAAGCAAAGCUUCAGCUGAUCACGUAGUGUUGCUUGAUUAUGGAAAAGCUUUGAUGAAAUCUGGCGACGCAACGAAAGCAGUUAGUGUCAUUUCAAGAUGCAUCAAUGAGCUGAAAAGAGGAAAUAAACAAAUGGAGUCGAUUCACGACGCGAAUGUUGCUUUAGGUGAAGCUUUAGAAAGCAUGGAACAGCUGCCGAAUGCGUUUCAAUUAUUUCUAACUGUAGCUCAAAUGACAGACAAACAGCAUUUGGACGGGUUGUUGGGCUACGCCAGAGUGGGAUACAGAUUGGGUCAAGUGACUUUGGACGAUGUUUUCAUUGUUGUGCUCAAUGCUAUCGCUCAACGUAAAAACGAUGAAAGCAUCCAGGCAUUUUUUACUGCUAUGGUACAGCGAGAGGGUGGCUAUGAAGCGUUGCAAAGACAGAUGGGAGCUGCUUGGAUGGACGCACCUGCUAUUGUGUACAUUGCCACCUUUCUUAGAGAAUAUGGCGCCGUCAGUGAAUCUUUACGAAUGCUUCAACAUGCAUUCCAUCUUGAGUCGAAGAGCGUCGAUAUCGCAUUGUUGAUAACGCACCUCCAUGAGAACAUGUGUACCUUCGAUGAUCUAUUGAAGUUUGCUGCCGACUUUCUGGACGGAAAAUUAGAUCGACAAGUCGUGCGUAAAAAGGAUUUAAGUCCAAUUGUAAAGAUUAUUCGUCGUAUUUUGGAAAAAGAUUUAGAUGCUCUUCUCGGUAUCAUAGCAAAAGAGAUGGCUCCAGAGAAGGAAGAUAAAGGUCCGUCACCGAAAGGCGAUUUGGUCAACUUGGAGUUACAACUUCUUGCGUUGUAUUUCACCGUUGUAAAGACGUGUUACGUCGUGGGUCAUUUGGAAGCCCUUCCCGUCUUCAUUAAGAUUGUCGAUCCUUUGUUUAAGAUGAAUGAAAAUCUGUACAAAACAUUGAUUAGAAACGAACAGGCUUACUAUGCUUGCAUCAGCCAAAUCUAUUCGACGUGUCCGCCGCCAGCGUCGUCGUUGUCAGUGGAAGAUUCGCUGUAUUUUGUCGGCGACAGUCAUGUUUUGCCAGUGGCGUGGAGAAAUUUGACGAUUAAAGAUACAAAAUACACCAUCAAACCUAUAUUGGUUACUGGUUUAAAAAUAUGGCAUUUACGAAAAGAAUCGAAAUUUUACACGAAAUCAAACUUUCGUAAUUGUUUGCAGCUUAUUCCUAACGGCUCCUUCUGCGUGUUCGCGUUUGGCGAAAUAGAUUGUCGCGAAGGUAUUGUUCGCGCGGUCAGGAAGUGCGCCUACGACAGUUUAGAUGAUUGUGUCAAAUAUCUGGUUGAUAUUUACGUUAAGCGCCUGCUAGAGGUGCAAAAGAAUAAAAAAUUGAAAAUCUUUGUGCAUCCAGUACCUCCUGUUCUUAAAGAGACGAUCGGUACCGUAAGUUUAUUCAACAAAUGUUUGAAGAACCGAGUCGCGAAAACAUCUAAACUUACUUGGUUAGAUUUCGUCGAUGAGUUGUUGGACGAUUCUGCGGAAUACAUGAAAGAAGAGUAUCGUUUCGAUGGGGCGCACUUGCAUCCAAAAUAUGUCGACGUUUUAGAAAAGAGCUUUCAAAAAGAUUUCUAA